AUGUCACCCCUAGCCAACGGGCAUCACAACCCAUCGGCAUUGAUGUUGGGCGGGGUAAAAGACACCUCAACCGACUCCUCAUCGAUAGCCAUUCGUGGUGGUGAAUUUGUGCCCGAAUUGGGGCAGCCUAGCUUGUCAGAUGAUGACAUUGUUACUAUCAACGUGUCGGGAAUGCGAUUUCAAACCAUGGAGUCAACAUUAAGAAGGUUUCCGUCAUCCAUUUUGGGGUGCCCGAUUAAAAGGAAAAGAUACUGGAAUUCUAGUACUCAUGAGUACUUUUUUGACAGACAUAGACAUAGGUAGGUAUUUUUUCUUUAUUAAUGACAUACCUAUUAUAUAGCAGGUGAUUUUUGGUUCAGUAACGUAAUAUAAGCACUUUAUAAAAUAUUUGUCAUUUUUAAAUAUUUCAAAACAUUUUUGAUAUGAUAUGAUCUUGUCCUAGUACUUGUAGUGCAAACGAAGAAAAUAUUUAUGACUUGUGGCUAUUUCCGCUUUUUCAAAACUUCCGGAUUUAAUCGAAAAUUUGUUAGUCUGUAAUAUGAACCAGCUUUUCUUGCUUCGUUUAACUUUACAUUCCCCGGAAGUUUCUUGCAAAAUUGAUUGUAUUACGGUACUAUUAGCGCAAUACCUAUUUUAACCUUUAUAGUUGAAUAAGAUAGGGUAUGGAAAGGCAAACUUCUCCCUACCCUUGAUUAAACCAAAAAUCAAUUCUAAAGUAGUGACUAAUCUUCAGUUUCGAAGCCAUUUUGCACAUAUACCAAACCAACGGCCAAGUAAUCCGACCAGAAGCCGUACCAAUCAACCUAUUUCUACGUGAACUUAAAUUCUACGAAUUCGACAACGAUGUUAUGGCCAACUUUUGGGAAUCCGAAGGCUAUCAAAAGCCGGCCGAAGAGGAGAUGCCCAACGGCAAACUUCAACGCAAAAUCUGGGAACUUAUGGAACACCCGGACUCGUCGAUAGCAGCUCGUAUAUUGGCAUUUGUGUCAAUGUUCGUCAUUACGGUGUCGAUUAUUUCGUUCUGUUUGGAGACAAUUCCGGACUUCAAGGAAGCCGAAGCGGCCGGUCGACAAUGGUCUUCGCCGUUCUUUUUCAUCGAAUUUGUGUGUUGUUUAUGGUUUUCGGCCGAACUGAUUGUUAGGUUUAUUAGUUGUCCAAAUAAGCCUAAAUUCUGUAAAUCGUUCUUGAAUUUACUGGAUUUUAUUGCCGUCGUGCCGUUUUUCUUCAAUCUGAUAUGGUAAGUUUGUUCACAUUAUCGAUUUUUUGGUUUAAAGUCGGAACGUUGUUAAAAUUUAAAAAAAUCAAAAUUCUUUUUGAAUUGUUGCAAAACCAACAAAACAUCAACUAAAAAUACCAUUAUUUCUUCCAAAUCCCCGCAAAACAAUGUUGUUUUAGGGCGGGAGAUGAGGAGAACCACGAGGCUACCAAAUCGUCAAUUUCCUUCUCCGUGCUGCGAGUAAUUCGAUUGGUACGAGUGUUCCGUAUCUUCAAAUUGAGCCGUCAUUCCGUGGGUCUACAGGUUUUGGGCAAAACGUUCCGCGCUUCAGUGCAGGAAUUUUGUUUACUCAUCUUCUUCAUGGUCAUUGCGCUGGUGCUAUUUUCGUCCGGAAUGUACUUUGCCGAACAAAAUGAGCCAAAUUCGAAGUUUACGUCGAUUCCGGCUUCGUUUUGGUUUGUUAUGGUGGGUUUUGAUCAUUAUUCUACUCUGCUUACAUUUAAAAUAGACGUUACCUCAAUGCCAACAUCGGUUUUCGCCCUUUGAUCUCAAAUGCCAAUAUUAAUUUUUGACAUUACGUUUAAUUGCCUUUUUUCAAAUCUUCCGGUUCUAAAUCCACUCCACCUAAAAAAUAAAAAAACAAAGAUUAAAAUACUUAUUUUCAGGCCACAAUUACCACGGUAGGCUUUGGUGAUCUUGUACCUACAAGUCCAUACGGCAAAAUUGUUGGAUCGUGCUGCGCUUUGAUUGGUGUACUUACAUUGGCCUUGCCUGUACCUAUUAUUGUAAGUUUUUUACUGUAUAUAUUUUUUAAAAUAGAAAAAAAUUUUAAAAACUAAAAAAUCUUCAAAAUUGAAAAAAUUAUUUUUUCCUUUUAAGGUAGCCAACUUUAAACAUUUCUACCGCCAAGAAUGCCGUUUGGCCGCGUUGUACGCUCAAAAUUUGAGUGAAAUUGAAGAAAUCGAAGCGCUAAAGAAGAGCGAGCUACAAAUACAACAACAAAAAGACACUGCCAUCAACAUGAACAGCAAUGGUGAUGUGAAUCACAUCAAAACAAUCUCCUAUAACAAUAACACGCCCAGUGUUAUGGUGAAUAUAGCUGAAGAACGGGACUAA
This is a messenger RNA of Bursaphelenchus okinawaensis, 2332 nucleotides long. The record is from the annotation of a GenBank genome assembly. NCBI's taxonomy places the organism in Eukaryota, Metazoa, Nematoda, Chromadorea, Rhabditida, Aphelenchoididae.